AUGGUCCACAAGUUAAUUUUAGUCAGACACGGUCAAUCCGAAUGGAACGAAAAGAACCUUUUCACCGGUUGGGUUGAUGUUAAACUUUCUGAAAAGGGUAGACAAGAAGCUGUCAGAGCAGGUGAAUUGUUAAAGGAAGCAGACAUCAAGCCAGACGUCUUGUAUACCUCUCUGUUAACCAGAGCUAUUCAAACCGCUAACAUUGCUUUAGAAAAUGCAGAUAGAUUACACAUUCCUGUCGUUAGAUCCUGGAGAUUAAACGAGAGACACUAUGGUGCCUUACAAGGUAAGGACAAGGCACAAACUUUGGAAACAUAUGGUCCAGAGAAGUUCCAACAAUGGAGAAGAUCUUUUGAUAUUCCACCACCACCAAUUGAGGACCAUUCCGAGUUUUCUCAAUUUGGUGAGGAAAGAUACUCUAACGUCGAUCCAAAUGUUUUACCAAAGACUGAAUCUUUGGCUUUAGUUAUUGACAGAUUAUUACCAUUCUGGCAAGAUGUCAUUGCUAAGGAUUUAUUGGCAAACAAGACUGUCAUUAUUACUGCACAUGGUAAUUCUUUAAGAGGUUUAGUUAAGCACUUGGACAACAUUUCCGAUGACGAUAUUGCGGGUCUUAACAUCCCAACUGCUAUUCCAUUAGUCUACGAGUUAGAUGAUAACUUAAAGCCAAUCAAGCCAGCUUACUACUUAGAUCCAGAAGCAGCAGCAGCAGGUGCAGCAGCAGUUGCAGCUCAAGGUCAAAAAAAAUAA
This is a messenger RNA of Pichia kudriavzevii, 750 nucleotides long. RefSeq lists its product as uncharacterized. Gene Ontology annotation, molecular function: intramolecular phosphotransferase activity. The coding region runs from base 1 to 750 and encodes 249 amino acids. Gene Ontology annotation, biological process: glycolytic process. Lineage: Eukaryota; Fungi; Ascomycota; Pichiomycetes; Pichiales; Pichiaceae. The record is from RefSeq and is a predicted model, not a curated record. The transcript has a single exon.